AUGCGUGCUCCAGCCCCGCUCCCUCCCCAGCAUCCAGCGUCCCGUCACUGGCUCCGCCCCCUGCAGGCGUACCACGUCACAGCGCGUCCGACCUACAGCGACCCCGGAAGUGGGUCGGGGGCUUGGCUUCUGCCCGGCCGCGGAGCCCGAGUGGGCGCUGGGUUUCGCCAGGCGAGUCGCUCCGGUGGCGGAGCCCACGUCGUGGGGCCCAGAAUGCUGAACGUCCCUUCGCAGGCUUUCCCGGCCCCCGGCUCGCAGCAGCGCGCCGCCUCCCAGGGGCUCAGCAAGGUACCUUUAAAACAGGGCAGAAGUCUUAUGGAUUGGAUUCGACUGACCAAAAGUGGAAAGGAUUUAACAGGAUUAAAAGGGAGGUUAAUUGAAGUCACUGAAGAAGAACUUAAGACACACAACACGAAAGACGACUGUUGGAUAUGCAUAAGAGGGUUCGUUUAUAAUGUCAGCCCAUAUAUGGAGUAUCAUCCUGGUGGGGAAGAUGAAUUGAUGAGAGCAGCUGGGUCAGAUGGUACUGACCUUUUUGAUCAG
Nannospalax galili (Upper Galilee mountains blind mole rat) is the source of this 543-nucleotide messenger RNA. Its product is annotated as cytochrome b5 reductase 4. Gene Ontology annotation, cellular component: endoplasmic reticulum. Gene Ontology annotation, biological process: generation of precursor metabolites and energy; superoxide metabolic process. The record is from RefSeq and is a predicted model, not a curated record. NCBI's taxonomy places the organism in Eukaryota, Metazoa, Chordata, Mammalia, Rodentia, Spalacidae. Gene Ontology annotation, molecular function: heme binding.